Messenger RNA from Anopheles coustani, 1583 nucleotides. Its product is annotated as putative gustatory receptor 59e. The record is from RefSeq and is a predicted model, not a curated record. The transcript is spliced from 3 exons. Gene Ontology annotation, cellular component: membrane; neuronal cell body; axon. Bases 1 to 1329 code for a protein of 442 amino acids. NCBI's taxonomy places the organism in Eukaryota, Metazoa, Arthropoda, Insecta, Diptera, Culicidae. Gene Ontology annotation, biological process: sensory perception of taste.
AUGGUACUAGAACUGCUCUCAAACAAGCAGUUAUUUAAAAAUGAUUUCCUCCGAUCGGCUCGCAAAGUGGUGCGUAUUUGCCAGCUUUUUGGAACGGUGCCAUGGUAUCUGGAUCUGUUCGAAGCCGGUUUCUUCCUUCGAGAGCAACAUCAGGGUGGGUUGCGAUGUUGGAGACUAUGGUGCAUGCAGGGGUUGAACACGGUCUACUCGAUCAUGAUCACUUCGGCUAUAAUGACCACCACUGUGCUGCAGCACUCUGACUUCGACUGGAAGAUGCCGUUCAUGACGCAAAUGUUGUACAUCAGCGAGUAUAUCACGGCGAACGGUGUGGUGCUGAUGGUGUUGAUCGGGUGUCAUUAUCAACGCUGCUUCUAUCGAAAAUUUGCAGAAAAAUUGCUCGCAAUCACGGCCAGCAUCGCAUCCUGCGGUGCUGCGGUCGAUUUUCAGCGCAUCGAGAACAUCUUCAACCGACUGCUGCUCGGGGUGGCACUAUUCUUCGGCACCGUGCUUACGGUGGACUUCCUGUACAACGAUCGAUCGUUUUGGAGCUUCUUGAGGAGCUCCUCCGUGUACACGUUGUCGAACAUAAUCAACGUGCUAGGGCUGAUCCAGUACACCUACCUGCUGUACUUCAUCUAUCUAUUCUACAGCGACGUGAACCGGUUACUAAUGUCCUACACGGUUAACGCAUCCCGGGACAAACAGUGUCGCACACGCCGUCGUCUGUCAUACGAGACGACGAUCGUCACGCCGUCUAGUGGUGGCGCUUCCUUGCUGUAUGACUAUGCUCACCUCAUCGAUCUACUACGCUCGAUCCACCUCGAGUUGAACGAGCUGCUCGAACAGGUGAAUGACUGCUUCGGGGUGCUGAUCGUAUCCACCACGACCGCCUCCUUCAUCGUGCUUAGUCUGCAGUUCUUUGCCAUCUAUACGUUGACAACGGUACGGGUAUGGAAAGUCAGUGACACGUUAUUGCUGGUGUACACCGUCUUAUGGAUAGUGCUACAUGGUGCCAAAGUCCUGAUGGUUCUGUACCCUAGCCAUCUAGUGCAGAAGGAGCGGGAGCGUACAGGACCCAUUUUGUACCAUUUCAAUCCGCACGAGAAGGAUACAGCACUCGCAAACGCGCUAAUGAAGUUUUCGAACCAGCUUCUGCACGAAACGGGACACCAAACUGCUUGCGGUCUCAUUCAUUUGGAAAUGACGCUCAUAAGUACGAUGGUUGGUGCGCUUACGACCUAUCUGGUCAUUCUGAUACAGUUUGACACGGCCGUAUCACAAGGCCAAUCGACUGCCAACGCGUCCCAGAAGGGUAGUUCCGGCGCCUAGCACUAGGGAUUCCACCCCCAUCGCACCGAUCUAAUAAACUUUGCAUCAGAUUCGAGCACGAAGGUGGCGUGAUUCGAUGUUUCGAGGGAUCCGAAGCAAUACGCUUCGAAGAUGAGUGCAUCAAACAACGUGUAGAGAAGAUAAUGAUGGACAUUUCAAUUUCAAAUCGUAUCUACCUACUCAAUGGGGUAAGUUAAAAUACUGUCCUUGACGGUCCAUUUUACACCUCGCAUAAGCUAAGAAAUUUAUAAAUG